AUGAAUCGCAUAGCAGCAUUCUUUGCACACGGGAAACGGAGGUUUUCUAGCGUAAAGGUGGAUAACGGCACCUUGGAGAAUUAUCACUCGUUCAAUCCUCUUGUUAGAGGUACAAUCCAGCAACUGGAUUCAAUUGCACCCAGAUUUGCACUGAAGAAAGGUGAUAUUGAAAUUUUAAAUCAUCCAGUGACAUUCUAUGAAACAUUAAAGGAGAAGAUAUUGAAAGCAGAGAAGAGAAUUUUCCUCUCGUCUCUGUACAUUGGUAAGCAUGAAGAUGAACUCGUUAAAGUGUUAGAUGAUGCAUUAGUGAAGAAUCCAAACAUUAAGUUAGAUAUAUUAGUGGAUGCACUAAGGUCGACCAGAGAGGCACCGCACAGUGACUCUACUGCGUCUCUUAUUGCUCCAUUGGUGGAGAAACAUGGGAAGCAUCGUGUCAAUAUUCGGCUGUAUCAUACACCACAUUUACAUGGAUGGAGAGAGUCAAUUACACCAAAAAGACUUAAUGAAAUUUAUGGAUUACAACACAUGAAAAUAUACGGUGUAGAUGAUGAAGUCAUACUUUCUGGAGCCAAUUUAUCGAGGGACUAUUUUACAAAUAGACAGGAUAGGUACUAUUUAUUCAAAUCUAAAGACUUGAGUAAUUAUUAUCAUGGUAUCCAAACAGCCGUCUCGUCAUUAUCAUACCAAUUGAUCACAAGUAGUAGAGGAUUCUUCCUGGAUUGGCCAACUGAUAACAAUGCAUCAGAGCCACACUUGAAUGUUGAGAGAUUUCUCAGUGACUCCACACGUGUCCUGGUUCCUGUGUUAAGAACAAAGAAGGUCGAGACCACGACAACUAACGAAGAUCCAGACACUUUAGUUUACCCUGUUUCUUCAUUUGCACCACUAUUUAAAGAUGACAAGUCUACGGAACUCCCUUGCGUUUUGAGGAUGCUCUCAUUACUUGAUCACAAGGGCGCCAAAUUAACAAUGACAGCUGGAUACUUCAAUAUCCACCCUAAGAUUAAAGAGAGAAUCUUACGGGGACAAGCAUGCAGUGAAAUAAUCACGGCAUCUCCAGAAGCCAAUUCAUUCUAUUUGUCAAAAGGUAUUAGUGGAUUGUUGCCAGAUGCUUAUGUUUAUAGCUGUGAGAAGUUUAUGAAUGAAGCCAACUCAAGUGCAGUCAAAGUUCUUGAAUGGCAAAACGGUGUUGUUAACACACCAAACGGAUGGUCCUAUCAUGCCAAGGGACUAUGGGUCACACCGCCAGGAGAAGAUACACCUGCCAUGACAGUUAUUGGAAGCUCUAACUACACCAGACGUGCAUAUUCUCAUGACUUGGAAUGCAACGCCUUGAUUAUCACUAAGGAUGACACCCUGAGACAACAAAUGAAAGACGAAGUUGAUAAUCUGAAGAAACACACCUCAGAGUUGACUAUGGAUGAUUUUAAGGAGCGUAGAAGAGUCAGUCCUUUUACUAAAGUCGUUGCUAAUAUUGUCAGCCCAUUACUUUAA
Molecule: messenger RNA, 1494 nt
Organism: Pichia kudriavzevii
Lineage: Eukaryota; Fungi; Ascomycota; Pichiomycetes; Pichiales; Pichiaceae
Exons: 1
Coding region: 1-1494 (497 amino acids)
Biological process (GO): cardiolipin biosynthetic process
Cellular component (GO): mitochondrion
Molecular function (GO): CDP-diacylglycerol-glycerol-3-phosphate 3-phosphatidyltransferase activity
Source: RefSeq, a predicted model, not a curated record